UUUUUCCCAUCUGAAUAGCCUUUGAGUGACAUAAAACAAUUCAUUCGGCCAUCAUUACGCCAUCAUCCAGCCAUGAUCGCACAACUAAUAGGUGCUGUCCUUCUAAUCCAGGUAGCUUCUGCUGCCCCCACAACCAGAAUCGUGAAUGGCACGGACGCAUCUAUUUCCGACUUCCCCUUUGUGGUGUCUUUACGUGGUUCGACUGGCAGCCAUUCCUGUGGCGGAAGCAUUCUCAACGAAAACUGGAUUCUAACCGCGGCGCACUGCGUCAACUACUAUACCACGCCUAUUCUGCAAUCGAUCCAGGCUGGUCGGUCCGAUGUAUCAAGAGAUGUUGACGAAUCCAUUCACUACAUUUCCUAUGUGGUCAUCCAUCCGUAUUACGAUGCGAGCAACAGCUACGUGAACGAUAUCGCGCUCCUCAAGCUGAAGGAACCGCUGGUGUUCAGUGAAACUAUUCAACCCGUGCAACUGGCAACAAAAUGGUUCGAGUUGGACGAAUCCAACUUGGAUGUUACCCUGAUAGGCUGGGGCCGUUUGGAGACCGAUGGCGAUCUACCGACCACGCUGCAACAGGUGGACUACUUCGUCGUUCCCAAUACGCAGUGCAAUGUGUACCACAACAACCACAUCUAUCCGAGUCACAUUUGCGCUGCCGUACCGGAAGGAGGAAAAGGACAAUGCAAUGGCGAUUCUGGUGGUCCUCUGCUGCACAAUGGAGUACAAGUUGGCAUUGUGUCUUGGAGUGUCAAACCAUGCACCGUCGCACCUUAUCCCGGAGUGUUGACUAAGGUUUCAUAUUACAUUGAUUUUAUUCAGGAAAACAUAAGUUAAAGUUUAUUGUGAUCAGCAAAAUAUGAAAUUGAAUGAUUAUUUAAUAAAAUACAUAUUGUUUGCAUUAGAA
Armigeres subalbatus is the source of this 904-nucleotide messenger RNA. RefSeq names its product chymotrypsin-1-like. The record is from RefSeq and is a predicted model, not a curated record. Gene Ontology annotation, biological process: proteolysis. The transcript is spliced from 3 exons. Bases 73 to 834 code for a protein of 253 amino acids. Lineage: Eukaryota; Metazoa; Arthropoda; Insecta; Diptera; Culicidae. Gene Ontology annotation, molecular function: serine-type endopeptidase activity.